AUGGCGGAAGAAGGGUUUUGGACUGAGAAAGAUAUGAAAUUUAUUACUGCUUGGCUGCAGGACUUGGUUGCUGUUGGGUACCAACAGCCGAGGUUGAUGGCAAUACUAACUAAGGGUAAUAGAUUGCGGCUGUGGAUGGCUCGGAUGAGGGUGACAGCGGGACGACACUUCAAGAUGGCUUUUGCUAUGUUAUCUUCAAGCCAUCUAUGCAUUUUCACUGCACGCCCACAUGGUAGACAGCUUUUUUCGCAGAGAACAUCUAGCAAGCUCUGUGCCUCUCUCAAUGGUGCUAAAGCUUCCACUUCCAUUCAGACGGUUGUUCGGAGGUCGGGAAAUUACAAACCUUCCAUUUGGGAACAUCAUUAUCUUCAGUCACUUUCUAGUGUCUAUUCGGGAGAAGAAUACACAAGGAGAGCCGAAAACCUGAAGAAGAGAGUGAAGAUGAUGCUUGAACAAGUGAUGAUGGAUCCAUUGGAUCAACUUGAACUUGUGGAUGUUUUGCAGAGGCUUGGACUAUCCUAUCACUUUAAGGAUGAAAUUUCUAAAAUAUUGGAAGUUAUAUUCUCCAAUAAUUGCAACUGGGAUAAAUGGGAGGGAGAAAAUUUAUAUGCUACAGCUCUUCAAUUUAGACUCCUCAGACAACAAGGCUUUCAUGUCCCUCAAGAUGUUUUCAAGAGUUUCAUGAGUGAAAAUGGAAAAUUCAAGGCAUGCCAUUGUGGAGAUACCAAGGGACUUCUAUGUCUGUAUGAAGCUUCAUACUUUUCCAUAGAAGGUGAAAGCAUCUUGGAGGAGGCCAAAGAUUUCACAACCAGACAUCUCAAGAAAAAUCUUGAGCAGAAUAUAUGCAUGGAUAAAAAUCUCGCAAUGCAAGUAAGUCAUUCUUUGGAGCUUCCACUCCAUUGGAGGAUGAUAAGAUUAGAGAACAGGUGGUUCAUAGAUGUAUAUGAGAGAAGGCCUGACACGAAUCCUCUGUUGCUUGAGUUUGCCAAAUUGGAUUUUAACAUGGUGCAAGCAAAACAUUUGGAAGAAGUGAAACAGGUGGCCAGGUGGUGGAAAAAUAUAGGCUUUGCAGAAAAGUUGAACUUUGCAAGGGAUAGGCUAGUAGAGAAUUACUUUUGGUCUAUAGGUGUAUUUUUUGAGCCUCAAUUCGAAUAUGGUAGGACGUCGGCCGGGAAGGUCAACGCUCUUAUAACUGCGAUCGAUGAUGUUUACGAUGUGUAUGGUACACUAGAAGAACUAGAGCUCUUUACCGAUGCCGUUAAGAGGUGGGAUAUCAACGCUAUAGAUCAACUUCCAUACUAUAUGAAGUUGUGCUUUCUCGGCCUCUACAACUCCGUUAAUGAGAUGGCUUAUGAUUUUCUCAAGGAUGAGGGUUCUUCUAUUAUUUCAUUCUUUAAAAAAAGGUGGGCAGAGCUAUGUGAAGCCUACUUAAUCGAGGCAAAGUGGUACUACAGUGGCUAUAAACCAACCCUAAAAGAAUACCUUGAGAAUGCUUGUAUGUCAAUUGCAGUUCCUCUAAUGCUAGUUCAUGCUUAUUUUUCCAUUCCAUCUCCCACAACAAAGGAGGCCUUGGAAUGCUUAGACAAAUAUCCAAGUAUAUUCCAGUGCUCCGGCAUGGUUCUUCGUCUUGCAGAUGACUUGGGAACUUCUCCGGAUGAGAUGAAAAGAGGGGACGUCCCAAAAUCGAUUCAGUGUUACAUGUACGAAACAGGUGCCUCUGAAGAAGAAGCACGUGAUUACAUUAAGCACUUGAUAGAUGAAACAUGGAAAAAAAUGAACGAAGAUCUAUUUUCCGUUUCUCCCUUCUCCAAGACUUUCAUUUCGAUGGGAAUGAACUUUGGUAGGGUGGCACAGUGUCUCUACCAGUAUGGAGAUGGUCAUGGUGUUGAGGAUGGUGAGACCAAGGGUCGUGUAGUAUCAUUACUUAUUGAACCUAUUCCUCUUGUAUAAUGAAAUUGAAAUUAUUAUGUCAAUUUAAGUAUUAGAAUCAUAAUUUAUUAGUUAGUCAAAUUGAGCAAUAAUUGUGUCACAAGGUCAUCUCUUUUUUUUUUUUUUUUUUCUUUUUUUUAAUCAUUUUAUUCUUCUUUGAUAUAUAUAAAUAUAUAGUUUAAUGUUGUUGUCACCUUGCUAUGCAUUAUUGUACUACUUUUGUCAUUCUUGGUUCAAUAACGGACUUUAAUUGAGUCUCCCAUUCAUAGCCUUGAACCUGGUUGAGUUAAUG
Messenger RNA from Cornus florida, 2221 nucleotides. RefSeq names its product (-)-alpha-terpineol synthase-like. Gene Ontology annotation, molecular function: magnesium ion binding; terpene synthase activity. Bases 1 to 1950 code for a protein of 649 amino acids. NCBI's taxonomy places the organism in Eukaryota, Viridiplantae, Streptophyta, Magnoliopsida, Cornales, Cornaceae. Gene Ontology annotation, biological process: diterpenoid biosynthetic process. The record is from RefSeq and is a predicted model, not a curated record. The transcript is spliced from 8 exons.